CUGGCAGCCCCCCCGCUGCGAUUUGCCCCCUUGAGCCUUUUAAACCCCCCCAAAGAGGAGGCAGCAAAUCCUAAGUAGAAGUGAGGGCAGAGAGAGGGCAGCGGCGACAGCGAAGAUUACUGGGCAUGCUCAGUUCGGGUGCGCAUGCUCAGUGCAGCGGCGACAGCGAAGGUUACUGGGCAUGCUCAGUUCGGGUGCCCAUGCUCAGUGCAGCCAAAGUAGCGAAUCUGGAGCGGUUCAUGUUUCUGUCCUUACACCUGCCCUGGGGGCAGCUGCACCAGGACAGUCCUGCCUGACCCCCGCCUGGACACGUGCUGUGUAGAAAGACCCUGAGUUUGAGUUUUUGUGAUCUUGUUUGUAUCCGUCCCACCUUUUCCUUCCCUUCCCUUCCCUUCCCUUCCUGCUCCUUUACACCCCUCUCCUGGCCUGUGUAGUUCCUGCUUCCUUCUUUCCUUAUCUUUCUCCUGCUCCACCUCCCGGCCUCUCCUUUCUCUUCACCUCAUUCUGCACCGGUGCAGCUGAUAAGAGGUGGGACAGGGUCUGCCCAUGAUCAGCAAAACCAUUUCUGCUGCAGAGAGAACAGAAGCCCAGAGAUCCCAGCAGCCAUGGCCUCAGCAACUCCGGUACGGGAAAUCCAAGAGGAAACCUACUCUCCCAUCUGCCUGGAAUAUCUGACGGACCCAGUGAUCACAGAGUGCGGGCACAACUUCUGCCGAGGCUGCAUCACUCAGCGCUGUGAGACAUGGACAGAGCUGGGCUCUGACCCUUUGUGCUGCCCCAGCUGCAGAGUCCAAAUCCGGAAAGGGUCUCUCCGGAAUAACUAUGAGCUAGGAAAUAGAGUGGAAAAAAUCAAACAACUGGAUUUCAAACCAGGAAAAGAGACUCUGUGUGAGAGACACGGCAAAGCCCUGGAUCUGUUCUGUGAAGAGGACGGGGAAGCCGUGUGUGUGGUUUGUGAGAGAUCCCCCCAGCACAGAUCUCACACGGUGCUGCUCAUGGAUGAUGAUGCCGAGAAAUACAAGGAAAAAAUCCAGGCUCAUUUGAAGACUCUGAGGGAGGAGAGAGAAAAGCUGCUGGGAUCUAAAGUGACUAGAGAGGAGAAAAGCCCAAAGUAUCUGAAACAGAUAGAAAAGAAGAGGCAGCAAAUUGUAGCUGAUUUUCAGCAACUGCACCAAUUCCUGGAGGAACAAGAGCAGCUCCUGCUGGCCCAGCUGGAAAAGCUGGAGGAGGAGAUAACGAAGAUACAGGAUGAAAAUAUCACCAAAGUCUCUGAGGAAAUUUCCCAUCUCAGUAACCUGAUCAGUGAGCUGGAGGGGAAGUGUCAGAAGCCAGCAAGUGAAUUCCUGCAGGACAUCAGAAGCACCUUGUCCAGGUGUGAGAAGGUGAAGUUCCAGCAGCCAGAGGAGAUUUCUCCUGAACUGGAAAAGAGACUCAGCGAUUUGUCCCAGAAAACUCUUGCUCUCAUGGAGCCUCUGAGGAAGUUCAAAGGUACCUAGAAGGGAUCUAGAGUGGAAAUUGGGAAAAGCUUUUGUGGCUGUGGGAGGAGAAUGGCUCUUGGCAAUUGGUUCAUAGUUAGAUGAUGCUUCUCUUUAAUUCUUGGGUGAGAAUGUCACACACUUGGGGUCCAAGUCACCCUGAUUGAUUGAUUCAAACCUUUGUUUCUACCAAAAGCCUGCCUUGCCAUUACAGUUACUCUUAAAGUAAGAAAUGACAGACAUACAGAAAGAAGAACUAGCCAAUUAUCUUCUCCUGGGCCAUAGGCAGGUCACAGUGAAUUUCUCCUAUGAAGCUCCGAGAACCCCUUACAAUGUCUGACAUAUUAUACGUGUCCAAAUGAUGUAUGUAUUAGUUCUUUUCCAAUCAUCUUUGAGUGUUAUCAAUAUUAAAUAGCGUAUAUAGCUCAUACAAUACACAUACAUGAACUUCCUAAUUGGCAGGUCUUUGGAUGUCCAAGCUAUGUUCAUGUUGUUGUUCUCUUUUCUGAUUGAAAUAUUAUUAAGAUUCAGAUUUCAGCUCAGAUUUUUUUAGUAAAAAUCACAGAAAGGUCCCGAACAAUAAACAAAACUUCACGGAAGCCUGUGACCUGUCCGUGAUUUUUACUAAAAAUAUCCCUGACAAAAUAGGGAAGAAGGAGGGUCCAGCACCCACAGUGACUGGGGACUCUGGGGUCCCCUACCCCUCCCCACCCCCCACAGCAGUUGGGAGCUCCGAGGCAUCUGCUGCAGCUGGGAACUGCUGAGGGCCCGCUGCCAGCAGCAGCUGAGAGCUGCAAGGCUCCCUGCUGAUCUCCAUGACAUAAUAAUCCUUAUUUCUUACCA
This is a messenger RNA of Mauremys mutica (yellowpond turtle), 2318 nucleotides long. RefSeq names its product tripartite motif-containing protein 10-like. The transcript is spliced from 5 exons. Bases 606 to 1496 code for a protein of 296 amino acids. The record is from RefSeq and is a predicted model, not a curated record. Gene Ontology annotation, molecular function: zinc ion binding. NCBI's taxonomy places the organism in Eukaryota, Metazoa, Chordata, Testudines, Geoemydidae.